Neltuma alba is the source of this 1403-nucleotide messenger RNA. RefSeq lists its product as uncharacterized. Bases 412 to 1062 code for a protein of 216 amino acids. The transcript has 11 exons. Gene Ontology annotation, molecular function: zinc ion binding; ubiquitin-protein transferase activity. The record is from RefSeq and is a predicted model, not a curated record. Gene Ontology annotation, cellular component: membrane. NCBI's taxonomy places the organism in Eukaryota, Viridiplantae, Streptophyta, Magnoliopsida, Fabales, Fabaceae. Gene Ontology annotation, biological process: protein ubiquitination.
UCCUUGGAGUUACAUGCGAGGCUGCGACCGCGACAGCACUCAAUCUGUUGCUUCGUUUUAAGGAUCAGAGUCCGCUGUAGGGUAAAGGCUUCAGCUUUCUUCUCUAUCGGAAAAUCCCAUUUCGUUUUCUCCAAGUCUCUUUUUCCUUGAUCUUUUCCUGUACUUUGUUGUGAGUUUCAACUUCACUAGAGCUCAUGAACUGCCAAAUGUAGCAGCUCUUGAAGGAUAGAAAAGCGGAGACUUGCUGUAAAACAAAAAGAGACUGCUUCAUGGGUGGGUCGAAAAUACAAUUUUGAGCGAAUUGAUGAAAAUAAACUACUCAACGAAGCUACUCUGAAACCUGAUUUUGAAAAUGGAAGGAGCUUGUGGCCGGCAAAACCUUCUUAAUUAACUAUUUGAGUUCUGCAUGAAAUGGAUGGGGCAAAUAGAUUAUCUACCCAUAAAUUGGUACAGUGUCGGAUAUGUCAUGAUGAGGAUGAAGACUCGAACAUGGAGCCUCCCUGUUCUUGUAGAGGCAGUUUGAAGUAUGCACAUCGAAAAUGUGUUCAAAGAUGGUGCAAUGAGAAAGGUGAUACUAUCUGUGAGAUUUGCCAACAGCAAUUCAAGCCUGGUUAUACAGCACCGCCUCCACUAUUCCAUUAUGGUAAUUCCCCAUUGAAUUUUAGAGGUAACUGGGAGAUAUCCAGAAGGGAUCUGCAAAAUCAUCAGUUCAUAGAUAUGUUUGCUGCUGCUAAUCGAGAACUCUCAGACACUGAUGAGGAAUACUCAGUACCCUCGACAGGGAGCCUGGUCUGCUUUCGCAUUGUUGCAAUUAUUUUUAUCGCUCUUCUUGUUUUACGCCAUACCCUUCCAAUCAUACUCAGUGGAGGAGGGGAAUACUCGUUGACUAUUUAUAUGUUUCUGUUCAUGAGAACAAUCGCAGUACUUCUACCUGUAUGUAUAAUGGUAAAGGUAUUUACCAUUAUCCAAAGGAGACGAUUCCAGGAUCAGUACUCCUCUAUUCUGCAACAUGAGGAGAAUGAGUUGGAACAGCCUCAGUCUCGUGUCAUUCAUAUCUUGUAAAGGUCUCAAGAUUAUUGCUAAUGAUGAGAAGGUGUGGAUGGAACAGACCAGCACGGUGAAGGGCACUCUUUGAUCUGAUGGUCACUUGGGGAUUGAUUGUUCAAUAUUUCCAUGAUUAUGAUGGCGAACUAGGCAGGAUGAAUUGCAGAGUCAAUUACUUACUAGGCCGUCAUUUCGAUUAAAUUAUUUGAUGUAAUCAGAGACAACGGUUGUACAUAUGUAGAUAUAAUGGGUGGGGCGGGAAACAUAUUAACAACGCCAUAUAUUUUACUUCUCAAAUGUUAAAAUCAUACAUGUAUUAUUAUAUUGUUAUUUUAUUCUUUGCUCUUUUUUUUUUUCCG